AUGAGCUCUCUCAUCCAGCUGGCAGACGCACCGCAGGACAUCGUCUCCAGUAUAACGUUCUCUCCAGCCAGUUCGCAUCUCUUGGUUGGUGGAUGGGACGGGUCUGCUAAGAUAUUCGAUACGAGGCUGUCCUCGCUGGAGCAGUCGACGUGGCCGAUUGUUGGGAUCAACGUGUCUAAGCCCAUCACCGCGGUUUGCUGGGAUAAGAGAGGCCGUAGGGCAUUCUUAGGCAGUUCUUCAGGCCAGAUCCAAGAGAUGGAUAUCGAGAAUUGCAGGGCCAUGACGGUACCGUCCUGGAAACAACACAGUUUAGGGAUACAGUCCAUUCGAUCAGUGGACGAAAACGUUCUCGUUUCCGGUUCGUGGGAUAAAACAGUGCACUACUGGGAUCAAAGGUCGAACUCUUCGAUACACACCGUUGCUUUGCCUGGAAAGGUCUUUGCAAUGGAUACAACCCAGAAUUAUGUUGUUGUGGCCAUGUCACAGAGAAUAGUACAUGUGUAUGAUGUAAGGAACAUGGAAAAAGCGUUCCAAAUACGGGAAAGCGGACUGAGAUACCAAACCCGUGAUCUAAGAUGUAUGCCUAAUGGCCAUGGUUAUGCACAGAGUUCGAUAGAAGGACGUGUUGCUAUUGAAUACUUCGACCCGUCUCCAGAAGUGCAGGCGAAGAAGUACGCUUUCAAAUGCCAUCGGAUCGUUGCAGAAGACGCAGACUUGGCCUCACCCGUGAAUGCAUUGACAUUUCACAGCAGGUAUAAUACUUUGUUCACCGCUGGUUCAGAUUGUCAUGUUUGUUUAUGGGAUCACGUUGCAAAGAAAAGACUUCGACAAUAUUCCAAGUUCGAUCAAAGCGUUGUGUCGUUAGAUUUCAAUUACAGAGAUGAAGUAAAUCUUUUGGCAGUUGCUACGAGUGACGAUACUUUCAAGACUAUGGCCACUACGGACAUGGCACCAAAACCUGCUCAAUCUCAACUGUACCUAAAAGUGUUAAGUGACAAAGAAGGAAUGCCCAAAAGUAUGAAAACCAUGUCUAAUUAA
This is a messenger RNA of Williopsis jadinii, 1038 nucleotides long. It is a transcript of the gene BUB3, whose product is annotated as Bub3p. The coding region runs from base 1 to 1038 and encodes 345 amino acids. Gene Ontology annotation, molecular function: ubiquitin binding. The record is from RefSeq and is a predicted model, not a curated record. The transcript has 2 exons. Gene Ontology annotation, cellular component: mitotic checkpoint complex; bub1-bub3 complex; kinetochore. Gene Ontology annotation, biological process: mitotic spindle assembly checkpoint signaling. NCBI's taxonomy places the organism in Eukaryota, Fungi, Ascomycota, Saccharomycetes, Phaffomycetales, Wickerhamomycetaceae.